Molecule: messenger RNA, 561 nt
Organism: Adineta steineri
Lineage: Eukaryota; Metazoa; Rotifera; Eurotatoria; Adinetida; Adinetidae
Source: the annotation of a GenBank genome assembly
AUGACAAGUUCAAGUAAUAUUGUGAAGACAAUUAAUCCAAUUACUGAUGAUUUUUUUCUAUGUCGUUCUUUUGCAAAAGCAAUUUCAUCUGAUAAACUUCUUCAAAUUAUCGAACAACAACCAGCACCAAUAAUUGAAGUAGAUAUUUCGCCAAAUGAAGUAGAAGAGAAUUCUUCAAUACCUUCAGAAAAUCUUACAUGGAAAGUUGGAGAUUUAUGUUUAUGUCCAUAUACUGAAGAUGGACUUUUGUAUAAAGCAACAAUUAUUAAUAUUGACUCUUCGUCAUGUACGGUUUUAUUUGAUGAUUAUGGAAAUGAAGAAAGUCAUCUAUUAACAGAUUUACAAGUACGAACAGAAGAUGAACAACAACAAGAAUCUGUAUUAAUCGAUGAUGAACAAGAAACACUAACUUCAGUUCCACAACCACCUGCGCCACUUCUUCCUCCUUUUCCAGAAUUAAAUUCAAAUGAUAACAAUGAUACACUCUCUUCAACAUUAAUGUCAUGGUAUUUAGCUGGUUAUCAUACAGGAUUUUAUCAAGGAAUAAAAGAUAAAAAAUAG